AUGCUCCAUCAACAGCUACUACUUGUGGUGGUGCUGGGCACAGUAAUAUCGAUGCAUGUUGCUGCGGUCACCUACGAAGUGCAUGCUUGGUAUUCGGGCUUAAGCUGCGAUGGAACACCGUACAACGUCUUCGUCAUGGAAUCCUUCACCUGCCAGGACGCUGAAUGCAUUGCCGAUCCGAGUACGAGUUCUACGAACCUCGGCGCGCUAAACACCAUCUGCACUACUGAUUACAUGAAGAAAAUUCAAGAGCUUUUUGGAAACUCCCCUUACAUUGUCAUGGAAGCAUUCCGUGAUUAUGACUGUAUAGCUUUCAACUAUGCCAUGGGAUAUUUUGCAUCCGGAAAUUGUGAAGGUUCACCUGGAUUCUCAGACUUUGCUAUAGCAACACUAGAAGACGACGGCUCGGCUUCCGUUUUCACCUACGACGCUGGCUUGUGCCCAGUUGACAGUUUGAACUCUUCGUUUUUUGCCGACAAAGAAGCCCUUGAAGGCCACUCAUGCGACUACGAUGGAAAUCGGUGGUACUCGAGCAACGACAAUAAAAUCACGACGCCCGCGCCAACACCUGCUCUUCGAGCGUCAACUUCGAAAGGACUUAGCACAGCUGCAGCCAUAGGAAUCACUAGUGGGGUGUUUAUUUUGGUUAUAGUCCUCGGUGUGUUCAUAUUCUGCUGGAGGAGACGUUCAUCUGAUACAAAAUCUAGACAGAGUCCCCUACAGCCAACUGAAAGUAUCGGAUCUAUUCAAACCCCACCGUUCAUUCCGGGUGCACCACACAGACACACGACCGGGCUAUGGGAUGACGAUGUCAUUAUAACUAAGAGAAUUCCGCGAGAUAAGGUGCGCAUCCAGACUCGAAUCAGCCAAGGCGCCUUUGGAGAGGUCUAUACCGGUAUGUUCAAUGGCCGACAAGUAGCUGUGAAGAUGCUGCUUCCGUCCAUGAGAGAAAAUCUUCAGCUGGUCAAUCAGUUCCUGGGUGAAGCCAAAAUGACGGCAGCAAUGGAUCAUCCCAACGUUGUCACGUUCAUUGGUGUCGCGUGGGACUCUCUAUCCGACGUGUGUGUUGUUCUUGAGUACAUGGACGGAGGAGACUUGCGCUUUCUCUUAAGCCAGUAUGAAGCAAAACACCAGCCAGUUGGCUUCAAUCGCCAGAAAGCAACGAUUGCUCUUCAAGUGUGCCAUGCACUCGCAUACCUUCACUCGCUCAUCCCUCCGGUGGUCCAUCGAGAUCUCAAGUCUCGCAACAUUUUGCUGUCACGAUCAAUGGAAGCAAAAUUGACGGACUUCGGUAUUUCCAAAGAGCGUCUCGAUACUACCCUGACGGCUGGUGUCGGUACAUCAUUGUGGAUGGCUCCCGAGGUGAUGCUGGGAGAAUACUACGAUGACAAAGCGGACAUUUUUUCAUUCGGUGUGGUGUUGUCGGAGCUGGAUGUGCAUACGCUUCCGUACACGAAUGCUAGAAAGGGAACCCGCGAUCCUUAUGGACGAGAAGUUACGGACACAGCGUUGAUGCAGCAGGUUGCUUCGGGAAAAGUGCAGGUGGAAUUCUCCAAGGUUGGGCCUCCUUCUAUUACACAGCUAGGCUAUGUUUGUGUAGCAAUCGAUCCGAGUUUGCGUCCGUCGGCGGCUGAAAUUCUCUAUCGUCUUCAAACCAUCCUUGCACAUGAGCUUUGA
Messenger RNA from Phytophthora nicotianae INRA-310, 1677 nucleotides. RefSeq names its product TKL protein kinase. The coding region runs from base 1 to 1677 and encodes 558 amino acids. Gene Ontology annotation, molecular function: ATP binding; protein kinase activity. Gene Ontology annotation, biological process: protein phosphorylation. The record is from RefSeq and is a predicted model, not a curated record. NCBI's taxonomy places the organism in Eukaryota, Oomycota, Peronosporomycetes, Peronosporales, Peronosporaceae. The transcript has a single exon.